Molecule: messenger RNA, 4727 nt
Organism: Camelus dromedarius (Arabian camel)
Lineage: Eukaryota; Metazoa; Chordata; Mammalia; Artiodactyla; Camelidae
Gene: EFHB
Product: EF-hand domain family member B
Exons: 13
Coding region: 1-2634 (877 amino acids)
Molecular function (GO): calcium ion binding
Source: RefSeq, a predicted model, not a curated record
AUGUGCUCUUUCGUGCGAGUAGGGUCCCCCAAAGGGUUGGGGCCCUCCAAGGGAUUGGGAUCUUCCCCCCAGCCAGGUACAGCUUACCCCUUAGAGAGGGGUGCCCCUGGAGGAAUGAGGGUGUCUGAGAGGAAUUCUCCCCUGAGCAUGGAGGUGGGGCUCGCCCAGGAAGGAAAGGAUGUCUUAGGAGAGAGGAGGGUCUUCGUGGGAACAAACUCUCCCACGGAGUUGGGGCUCGGAGUGGGAUUAGGAAGAGAAGGUUCCCCAUGUAGUAAUAAAUAUGAGGACAGGAUGGCAUCACUGAAAACAAAAUCUCCAUCAAGCAAGAAGCUUGAAAUAGGGUUAAAAAGACAGAAUAUUUCUGGGACCUUCAUGGAGGGGAGUAAUUUAGGAGUCAGCAGGGUCUUAGGCUCACAGGAAACAAAACCUUCUCUGAGAAUGUUGCCAGGAGGAGUGAGUUUAGAAGGUGAGUGUUUUCUGGCAGGGUGUUCUCCUGGAAGGGUAACACAGCCUUCACUGGGCAGGGUGUGUGAAAGUCCACAGACUCUAGGAAGCAAGAAACGUCCUGUGGCUGGUGACCCGGAAGGGUCAGAGGCUCCUGUGGGGAAGCAGCCUGCUCCGGCUAUGGAACCCAGACAGGAACUGGAAAGAGAGUCCACGUGUGUGGUGACGAAGCCCAGCGCAGAGAUGGAGCCUCCUGUGGAGGUGGACACGGGGCUUCCGCGACCAGAGGAGCCAGAUGACACUAAGACUACAGAGCCCCAAAUGGGCUUGGUGAUAGAACCUCCCGGGUGCCAGUGUGCCCAGCAACCUGAAGAACAAAAAGAGGCUGCAAAUAUUGAACCAGGAGUCGAACCUCCAGAUCGCAUCAGACCCAUAUACUCUGGCAAGUUUUUUGAUCGGAUGCCUUGUUGGCCAAGUGCAGGAAAAGUUCUUCCGAUUGGGUACAGAGUUGCAAGCUGCUUGACUGAAAAACUUCCCAGGCCAGUGACCCCACCUGAGGCAAAAAAAUUUUUCAACUUCAGAUAUCCACCUGCUGGAGCCGAAAGAGUAUUUUACGGCAGAGCAAAUGAUCCUCAAAUCGCACCUUGUUUGACACACGGCAUAAGAUCUAAAAUUUCAAUACCGGCAAAGGUAUUGAUAAACCCACAGCCAAUUACAACAUUUCAACAGAAAAUUAAAGAUAAAAAGGAAUCAGUAUAUUUUAGCAGUCGACGAGCACCGCUGGGAAAAUCUCACGAUCAGACGCCGGGAUUACCCAAAGGCCUGGAUACACUCAAUACGACGUUUGGGACAGCAGUCGUCAGAGGAUUAUCCGCUAAAGAUGUGGUGAAUCCACCAAAAUCCUAUAAAGAAGUAUUUGAAGAAGGACAGGAAGGACACGACCUGUAUAUUGUUUCUCACAAUGAUUAUUAUGUAGGAGAAGCAAAGAACCGAAAGUAUAACCCAUCAAGUUUUCAUAGGUUUAACUUGUAUGGGGUCCCAACACCACAUUUUAAUGAUGGACGAAACAUGGCAAAAACGUUAUAUUGGCUUCAGGAACUACAAAUGAAAAGAGGAGCUAAGAUCGUAUCCAAGAAAGUUGAUGAUUUCAAAGAAAAGUUUCAACAUAAGCUUGGAAGAGUUUUAGAUCCCAUUGCAGAAACAAUGAACGUUCCCCCAGACCACACAUUUGGGGCUUGUCUCCAUCCGGACGAGUAUGGAGCCGGUGAUCUCAUCCACAGAAGACUUCCCGGUGAGUAUCUCCGAGGCAAGGACAGACAGCGAGCCCUGGUCGCGGCAGUGAGACAUCACUUCAAGAAGGUUAACUACCAAAACUUUGACACUUUGCUGGCAGCCUUCAGGCACUACGACAAGAAAGGAGAUGGGGCGAUAGAUAAAGCUGAGCUUCGGGAAGCUUGUGACCAGGCCUGCUUGCACUUGGAUGAGAAGCUCCUGGACCAGCUAUUUGAGUACUGUGAUGUGGAUAAUGAUGGGCUGAUUAAUUACCUAGAAUUUGCAAAUUUUCUCACCUGGAAAGAUAAAACCCGCCUUAAAGAGUAUGAAGAGAGGGUCAUUAUUAAAGGUAGAAAGUCAGAUUGUGCAAACCCUGCUGAGGCUAAUGUAGAAGAAUCUGAACCAGCUCUCCUGAUAAAAUCUGAAGAUAUUGUCUUCAAAGAACCAGGGAGCUCAGAAAAGACUGUCCGGACACUUCUGAGGCCAAGCGAUAAAGUUUCUAAUCACUACAAGACAACCUCUUCGGAGAUCAGCGCAGUGGUAGGAGCUGUUCCUUCUACUUGUCAUCCCAUCUAUGGCAUCCCAACCAUUCGGUCCGAUAUCCCUGCCCCCCGAAUUCGCCGCAUCAGUGACAGAACUAAUUAUGGCGAAGAUGGAAAUGCCUAUUCAUUACUACACCCUACCAUCUUCAGCCAGAAGGGAGUGUUUGAAAGAGACUUCUUCAAGACCAGAUCAAAGAAAGAGAUUGCCGAGAUACUAUGUAACAUUGGGGUCAAGCUUUCUGACGACGAAUUUGAAAAUGUAUGGAAUCUUGCAUCAAAAAAACAUCACAGAGGAGAAGUUUGUGUUGAGAACAUCAGAAAUGUUCUGGAUGAGCUACUGCAUGCAGACCGGACCAAGUGCAAAACAGCCACGUGACCUUUUUGGAGUUCUUGCAUUUACACAAAACAAAUCCAUGUUCAUCUAAAAUGUUCAGUUCAUUCUGGUUUUCGAUAUUAUGUUAUAAUUCAGCAAUCACCAUGGGAGGGCUCAUAUGCCUGGAUGGUUUGCUAAAAAAUUAUAGAUUUUGGAUUUUAAAAUUUAUUUUAUUGUUUCCUAUAAAACACCAAAGAAGUUGACAACUUGGUGCUUGGAGUUAGCCUUUAACCUCACCAAAGGCACAGUUCAGAAUGCUACUAGAAGUUUGUAAUGUUCCGUAUGCUUAAGAAUUCCACGCAUUUUAGUUCGCUGCCUGAAAUUCAAAGUCUGGCUUGUGAUAUCAGGUUCACAAAAUUUUGCCUUCAAUACUUUGUCAUGUUUCUCUUUAGGUGUCACUGUGACACAGCGUACGUUUGAAGGGCUUUUUAGUCUAUCAUCCUCUGAGGAAAACGGAUUUAAUCACAAGGAGCGGAGUUUAGAGAGCAGAAACUGGAGUUCCAACAACGACGUAAUUGCCAGUAGCUUUUAACAUCCUUCUGUGGCCAGAAAAGCAUAUUUCCUUGUAGUGUCUGAAGAGGACACAGCUGCCCACGCCGUUAGAUGGAGCUCUCGAGAGUUAUUAGUAGCAAACUGUGCUGCAUCAUUCCUGCUCUCUAGCCCUGGCUCUUUGAUAAACAAAUGUGAUGCCCGGGCCAGGAUGAGAUGGGGACAGUUGGGGGGGGGUGACCCCAACCCCAUGUCUUCUGUGUAACGAAGAGGACCAGUGUGGGUUGAAUCCAUGACCAAAGCUUUCUCAGUAAUAUCACAUGAUUAACUGAAUGAUCAAUAACAUUUAUCUUACCAGUAUUUCUCUGUGAUAGACCUUGACCUUUUGUUUGUUUGUUUUUUUGUCUAUUACUAUAAAAAAUUACUCUUUAACUUAGAUAUUGGGUUAUGCCAUAGUCUAUUACUUAAAAGAAAAAAAUAACUACGGUUUAAAAAAUUGCUUUACUCAAACCCUAGAAAAAAUUUAUAAUCUAUUUAUCUUAUAGGUAAUUUAUAUUAAAAAUUUUAACUUUUUAUUAUGCAAUGAUUCCAGACUUACAGAAGAUUUGCACAAUUAGCACAAAGAAUUAUGCAGGGGUAGGUUGAAGGCUACUCUUGCUGUCCACUCAGGUCAACUGUGGGCCUUUCUUCCCAGCACUGCAUCCGUGACCCCACACUGGUGGUCUGAGACCAUCAGUCAAUAGAUGGAUGGUUUGAAACCAGUUGUAGUGGGAGUAUGUACACUAAGGAAACCAACAAAUGCUACAGAUUAAGGAUCCCCCCUCCCCAAAGAGCCAGUUGUUAAACAUUUACAAGCACAUCUACAUCUAUACCUCCAUCUAUCUAUCUAUCCAUCCAUCCAUCCAUCCCUCCAUCCAUCCACAUCAUCUGUCUAUUCAUCCAUCUAUUGACAAGGACAGGCUCCUUGACCAAACUUUGGUUAGGCUCUUUAGAACCCUCUUCUCACUCAGCCCCUGACCUUGGGUUUCUGUCUGUCCUUCCUGGGCUUGCACUGCCCACUUAGAGCAAGAAUCUCGCUAUGUCAUUCUGCACAGACUCCUCCCACUGAUGAUACCUCAUUACCCUCCAUAGCCAAUCAAAUUCCUCAUCCCUCAUCUUGGAUGUAUCAAAUGUUGGCCUGCUUUUAUCAAGAACUACUGUUACAUAAGCUUAGGAGCAUUCCUCCUACCCUUGAUGUCUCUGCUUAAUAAUUUUCCAUCCAGCGACCUCCCUUGGCUACCAAUCCCCUUUUCCCUUGUUGUACUAAAAAAUGAGCCCAGUUCUGUACCAAGGUCUUGUUCCCCCUAUUGCAUCUGUCUUUUGCUGUUUUAACAAAUGUCCAGAUCUGUCUUCUUUAACGCCAUCCAUCCGUCCAUCCAUCUAUCUGUAACAAUGAAUAAAGGAAAACCUCCUUCAAAAUGGACUCAGGAAGCUCUGAAGGGGGAACGCUCAUGAACAUCCCGCUCUUUGCAGCUUGCCUCGCAUGCCCCAGCAGGAAGAAGGGAGGUUUUCUCCUUGCCCAGCAACAACCCAGCCAAUGAGAAGUUGCCACAACUGUGAACUCUCAC